Messenger RNA from Antechinus flavipes (yellow-footed antechinus), 2068 nucleotides. RefSeq names its product SET nuclear proto-oncogene (gene SET). The transcript has 8 exons. The record is from RefSeq and is a predicted model, not a curated record. Lineage: Eukaryota; Metazoa; Chordata; Mammalia; Dasyuromorphia; Dasyuridae. Gene Ontology annotation, cellular component: chromatin; nucleus. Gene Ontology annotation, molecular function: histone binding; chromatin binding. The coding region runs from base 336 to 1169 and encodes 277 amino acids. Gene Ontology annotation, biological process: nucleosome assembly.
GCGGCUCUGGGAAGAGAGGGAGAGAGCGUGAGUGAAGGAGCGCCGUCUACGCGUCUCUGAGAGCAGGAGGAGAAGCCUCUGACCGAGGAAGACACUGCCGCCGCCCCUCCCCUUCCCCGCCUCAGGGUCCCCCCCCUUCCCCUCCCCGUCAGGCCGCGCGGAGAGAGCGCCCGAAGCCCCAGGAGGAGGCGGCCGAGGCCCCCCGAGCCCCGAGCGCGCGGACCGAGCGAAGCCGCCCGCCCCGUGUGGUGUGUGAGGUGAAAGGCAGCCGCCCGCCCGCCCCCCCUCUCCCUUCUCUCCUCCCCGGAGCCGGUGAGCGCGGAGAGAGCACCACCAUGUCGGCGCCGGCGGCCAAAGUCAGUAAAAAGGAUCUCAACUCCAACCACGACGGAGCCGAUGAGACCUCAGAAAAAGAGCAACAGGAAGCAAUUGAACAUAUUGAUGAAGUACAGAAUGAAAUAGACAGACUGAAUGAGCAAGCCAGUGAGGAAAUUUUGAAAGUAGAACAGAAAUAUAACAAACUCCGCCAACCCUUCUUCCAGAAGAGGUCAGAAUUGAUCGCCAAAAUACCAAACUUCUGGGUAACAACAUUUGUUAACCACCCGCAAGUAUCUGCACUGCUUGGGGAGGAAGAUGAAGAGGCACUGCAUUAUUUGACCAGAGUGGAAGUGACAGAGUUUGAAGAUAUUAAAUCAGGUUACAGAAUAGAUUUUUAUUUUGAUGAAAAUCCUUACUUCGAAAAUAAAGUUCUCUCCAAAGAGUUUCAUCUUAAUGAAAGUGGAGAUCCAUCUUCAAAGUCGACUGAAAUAAAAUGGAAAUCUGGGAAGGAUUUGACGAAACGUUCAAGUCAGACACAGAAUAAAGCCAGCCGGAAGAGACAGCAUGAAGAACCAGAAAGCUUUUUCACUUGGUUCACUGACCAUUCUGAUGCAGGUGCAGAUGAAUUAGGAGAGGUCAUCAAAGAUGAUAUCUGGCCAAAUCCCUUACAGUACUACUUGGUUCCCGAUAUGGAUGAUGAAGAAGGAGAAGGAGAAGAAGAUGAUGAUGAUGAUGAAGAAGAAGAAGGCUUGGAGGACAUUGAUGAAGAAGGUGAUGAAGGUGAAGAAGAUGAAGAUGAAGAUGAUGAUGAGGGAGAAGAAGGAGAGGAGGAUGAAGGAGAAGAUGACUAAUAGAACACUGAUGGAUUCCAAACCUUCUUUUACCUUUUUAAUUUUCUUCAGUCCCUGGGAGCAAGUUGCAGCCUUUUUAUUUUUAUUUUUUUUUUCUCUUGUGCGCAUUCGCCUUGUUCUCUUGAGGUCUCUUUCUCUCCUCUUUACACCAUGGUUCACAACUUUUUUUGGGGGGAGGGGGGAAAUACCUUGAGCAGAAUACAGUGGGAAAAGAAUCUCUACCAGUUUCUGUUCCAAGUUCAUAUUUUUAUCCCUUCCUAUCUCAAAACAAACUGUUUAUGGAAUCAACACACACUGUGUUCUGUGGGAAAAAAGAAACCUUCUGCUCCCUUCACACCGCUGGAAGCUGAAGGGUGCUAGGCCCCUGUGUAGUAGUGCAUAGAAUUCUAGCUUUUUUCCUUCUUUCUCUGUAUAUUGGGCUCAGAGAUUACACUGUGUCUCUAUGUGAAUAUGGACAGUUAGCAUUUACCAACAUGUAUCUGUCUACUUUCUCUUGUUUAAAAAAAUGAAAAAAAAAAAACAAAAAAAAAAAACCAUGGGGUUAUAGCAGGUCAGCAAGGGUGGGUUUGAGAUGUUUGGGUGGGUUAAGUGGGCAUUUUGACAACAUGGCUUCUUCUCCUUUGGCAUGUUUAAUUGUGAUGUUUAACAGACAUCCUUGCAGUUUAAGAUGACAGUUUUAAAAUAAAAUUCUCUCCUAAUGAUGACUUUGAGCCCUGCCACUCAAUGGAGAAUCAGCAGAACCUGUAGGAUCUUAUUUGGAAUUGACAUUCUCUAUUGUAAUUUUGUUCUUGUUUAUUUUUAAAUUUUCUUUUUUGUUUCACUGGAAAGGAAGAUGCUCAGUUUUAAACGUUAAAAUGUACAAGUUGCUUUGUUACAAUAAAACUAAAUGUGUACACAAA